Molecule: messenger RNA, 4926 nt
Organism: Xenopus laevis (African clawed frog)
Lineage: Eukaryota; Metazoa; Chordata; Amphibia; Anura; Pipidae
Gene: tmem163.S
Product: transmembrane protein 163 S homeolog
Exons: 8
Coding region: 791-1627 (278 amino acids)
Cellular component (GO): early endosome membrane; endomembrane system; bounding membrane of organelle
Molecular function (GO): zinc ion binding
Source: RefSeq, a predicted model, not a curated record
GAGGCCAGGGUGUGCUGGUGGGUUCUGGAAUUUGGACAUUGAGCAUAAAGCCAUAAGGCAGGAAGGUGAUGGGAACUUUGAGGUAGAAAAGAGGUUAGUAAGGAAAUGGGGAAAAAACCAUAGUCAAUAUAUGGACAUAGUAUACACUGGGCCAUAAGCCAUGAUUUAUAGGGUAUAUUGGGGCAGAAAACCAUAGGGUCUAUUGGACUUGGAGAAGAAAGUUCUACUUAAGUUUAUGAGUUGGGGGAGUUUUAGUUUUGCUUACAACCUAGUACUAAACUGGAUCAAUGAACUCGCAGCACUUUGCAGCAACCUCAGUGUAACCUGCAGCUUUUAAGCAAGAAUGAAAUCUGCUCCUUAUUUACAGUCCUUAAACCCAUUCCAACCAAUCCCCAAGCAGAAGAGGAGUUAACAGGCAAACAAAACAGCUAUGGAUGAAUGAAUUCCAGUCCUGGUUUUACCUGCCUAUAUGACCCCCCCUCCCCAGCCCAACCCAGUAGCUCAGCAAUAACAGCUUUAGCUUGUAGCUCAGUUGGAUAAAGUCCCCUGGUCCCCCAGCCUGCAUCCAGUGAUGCUGUUCUGGGUUGGAAUGCAGGAGGCUGGAGCCCAGGAUUUAAUUAGACCGUGUGUGUUACUGCCCCUUCCCAGACUGUUACUGUGCUUGCUGCUCUCUCUGCCUGUCAUGAGUCUUCUGUGAAGCAUCUGGGAUUGUUGUACAGAGUGUGUAUCUGCUGUGCCUUCCCCUCAAUCUCGUCUGGGUGCCACAUUCCUCUCCUAGUUACAUACCAGGAUGGAUCCUCUUGACACAGAGUUGUGCUAUGACCCAGACCCCAGCAUUGUGCAACCGUCCUGCAACGGGCAGACACCCCCUGGGCACAAGCCACCAAAACUGCAAAUGGACCAUGAACAGAUGAAGAUCAGUGAGAGCGGCCAGUUCAGUGAUGAGGUGGAAAACAGAGGUUUGCUUGAAAGCAGCACCAGACUCAAACCCCAUGAAGCGCAGAGCUAUCGGAAAAAGGCCUUGUGGGUCUCCUGGCUUUCCAUUGCUGUCACGUUGAUUCUGGCAAUAGCGGCUUUCACCGUCUCUGUUAUGAGAUUCAGCGCGUCAUCAUUUGGAUUUGCUUUUGAUGCUGUCCUGGAUGUUUUUUCAUCAGCUAUAGUAUUGUGGAGAUACAGCAAUGCUGCAGCUGUACAUUCUGCGCACAGGGAGUACAUGGCUUGUUGUAUCCUGGGAACAAUAUUCCUGCUUUCCUCCAUCUGCAUUAUAUCCAAAGCCAUCCAUGACCUUUCAAUCAGGAUUCUGCCAGAAGUGGAUGAUUUUCUCUUCAGCGUUUCCAUACUCAGUGGGAUCCUUUGCUCACUCCUGGCCGCAAUAAAAUUCAUGUUGGGGAAAGUCUUAACAAGUCAAGCGCUCAUAACAGAUGGGUUCAACUCCCUCGUCGGGGGGGUCAUGGGUUUCUCCAUCCUUCUCAGCGCAGAGGUUUACAAGCACAAUUCGAAUGUCUGGUACCUGGAUGGGAGUGUGGGCAUCCUCAUUGGACUGAUAAUUAUGUCCUAUGGCAUCAAGCUGCUGAUGGACAUGGUUCCCAGGGUGAGGCAGACGCGUCACUAUGAGAUGUUUGAAUGAAGAACGCGGGAUUCAGUAAGAGAGAGACCCCAAGGCUGCAUCUCUUGUACAUACUGUAGGUUAAUUCUACCUGUAGGUCAAUGGACUGUGUGGGUUCCCCUGGAGGUAUUUGGGGGCUCAUGUAAAACACUCACCUGUACAUACAAAUGUUAUGUGCUUGUAAAUGAGCAAAAACAGUAUUUUUGUUACUCGGACUUGUGUGUGUAUGGGGGGGCAAUGCCUCUCUCUUUGUUUUGUCCAUGUGUCUGAUGAUGGAGAUACUUUACAGAAAUGGCACAACAUUAGCGUGAGCAUUGCUUUGUCCAUUUGCACCUGAUAAGUAAAAGACAAUGAACAGGAGCUGCUUCGGACCCUCGCUGCCAACAGGGACAGAUGGCUCUCUGAUUAGCACAGGUGGGCUGUCACAUUAACUAAGCCACUGACUGAUCUACCUUUGGUCAUGUGAUGUGAAUAUAAUGAGAGCUGCUCUGCUGCUGGCCCAUAAACAUAUCACUGUAGCAAUCCCCACCCCCGGUGCUGGAAAGCACAUCUGCAUGAUGCUGUAAACUACAAAGUGGAUUAGAUGUUAUUUCAGGUUGCUAUGGAAAUUAUUUUUAACAUAUAUUUUUAUAUAUACAGUAUCUUUAUGGUGAGUACAGAAGGUGGCCCUUCUAGCAUUAUUUCAGUCUUAUCAGCAUAGUGGCACAUUCCAAAUUUAAACAGCAAUUAGUCUCUAAGCCUAAGAAAGAGACAUCCAUUCAAAGGCCACAGUUAAGGUGACCAUAGACUUUACAAUUACGAUCUUGGUUGCUGGAAAAAUCGUUUGUUUUCAAUACUAACUGCUAGUGCUGAAUUUUCAGAUAUACAAGUAUUAACAAUAGAAUUCUACCUGACAUUUCAGCACUAACAGUGGUUUAUGUUUUGGUGCCUUCAAAGGUGCCCGGUCAAAAUCUUUAGACCAGCCAGAUCAAUGAGCCAACCCACAUCCAAGUCUUCUGCCAAUAUUGGUCGGCUCAUCUCCUGCCAUAGAUGUACCGAAUAUCGUCCAAUAUUAUUUGUUGCUCUAUGGCCACCUUAAGGAGAGACAUUGGGCGGUGGUGCAGAACAAAGUCCGGAUAGGCUGAGGCUGUUUGCUUUUGCACUGUUUGCUGUAAAGAUGGUCUAUGGGGAGACAGGGAGACACAUUUGCAAGGAGUAAGUUUUUAUAGGCAUAAUAAAAAUGUUCCUGCAAAUUUCUAGAAUAUAUCACUCUCCCUUUAAAUGUUUAAAAGUUUGCUUAGGUUCUUCCUUCAGUCCUUACCUAGAAACAAAAAUCUGAUCACUGGUACUUCCUAACUGGGUUGCUCUCUUUCCCAUGGUCUGACAUUGCAUUGAUGUCAGUGUGCCACGUUAGAGCUAUGGCCACUAGAGGGAGUGCUUGUGCCGUCAAGCUCUUUUACCUACUGACACAGAUCAUUGCAAUGGACUGCAGUCCAAUUCCCCCCCCCUCUGCCUGAGCAUGGGAAAGAAAGCAGCCCAGGAGAAGAAAAUACAAGAAAUCAGAUUAUCCAGUGGGCUUUUUAAAGAUUCACUGCGCUUAUAGUUAUCUUAAAGGGACAUUAAUGCAAUAAUCCAUGGAUGUCAUGAAAAGAUGAGGGGCCACUGGGCGGAUGGGUAACUUAUCUUAAAGCACAGUAUGAAAUGUUCCAAUCAAUAUACGUAUGUGUGUGAAUAAAACUGAGGCAGCCAAUCAGAAUUUACCUUACAGCAAUGGUUUAUUGACUUUUAUUGACUAGUCUGUGGGGUGUUACCUUUAUUAUAUAUAUAUAUAUAGUGUGACCGGUGCCUUGUAAUUCCUGAAUGACUGUGAGUCCUGCACAAAGCUAAUUUAGAUACUAUGUAGUGCUAUGUACUAUUCACAAGCUGACAUUUUAGCCUGGAAUUGGAACAGAAAUGUUAUUAUUCAGUUUUUAAUGAAACCAGUCAGAAUUAUAUAAUAUUGGGCUGAUGGACAUGCCCCAAACAUCAAAUCUCCAUAGGCAAAGUAUCCCGUUCCAUUAACCAUACAGUCAAUCUCGUGUUCACAUCAAUUUAUGUUUAUAUAACAACGCCCUUCUAUUACCAGGGGGUGCUAAUAUAUUGGUUUGUGAGUGAAGAUAAAGGGUUAAUGAUUAGAACAUGAAUAUAUUAUGAGAAUGAUCUGGAACAAUGAGAUAAUAAAAUGGGCACCAGGAACUUCUAGAGGCACAUUCAGUGCUGGAACUAGAAAUACAGGGAGAUUUACAUGAUCUGUAGAAGCACUAGGACUAGGGAAAAAAUGGUACCUUCCUGCAUUAGACUCCUCCUCCCAGGCUCAAUGCGUCAGGCUACUGAGAACUGCCAAUCUCAUGAUCUUAUUUGUUAUCCAAAGGAACUGACACUUUUUGGCAUAUGGUAUACCCUUGCACAUGCUUCCCAGACUUAUAUGUACAGUAUUUAUACAUACAUGGAGAUAAAUAUUUAGUGUGGUCAAUGGCUAGAGUCCCGCCCGGCAGCUAAAACUCCAUUACAUUGUAUAUGUGAUAUUACAGAUGUUAAUCCAUGCUAUACCCCAUCAGAGAUCCAUAGAGAUGAGUACCUAAAAGCACAAGUGAGGAUUAUUAUGAACUCUGAAGCACAGAAACUGACCUCUUGUAUAAAUGAAAUUAAUAUGCAGCUAAAUGGGGAAAAUGUUACAGGCCCAACUAAGACCUCCCCUACCCCCACUCUUUAUUUCUCUGUUCUUGGUCUGCUCUACCAUCAGGGAAGAGUGGGGCUUGGACUUGACUAACAAACAGUGUAGCCUAGCAAAGUAAAGGCUCCCUCUAGUGACUAAAGCUUGACCUUUAGGGUUAGUUCACACAAGGAGAUUUGGGGAGAUUGACAUUUAGUUUCCCGUGGAUCUCUACAUACACAUUACCCACAAGCACAAAUAAAAAUGUUAGAAACUGAUUUUGGAAUUAUUGGUGGGUUCAGUAUAUAUAAUAUGGUAUUUAUAGCCAUAUUCAUUUUUAGGGUUUAGUUCUUCUUUAAUGAAUAACCCUAGCACUACAAUCUGUAUAUACAAAGCUGUGAAUAAGAAUGUCCAGCAGGGGAUGCCAGUAUAUUCCUAGGAGAUAUGUAAUAAAGUUGUUAUUCUUGCGGUGAUAUUAAAACCAAAUGUUUGUCUUUUCUACUGUACUGGUCAUAAUCAUGUAUAAUUCCAUAGACUGUAUCCCCUGAAUAUACUGUGCUGUAUACGAUUCCGUCAAGGUGCAAUAGCCACCCCCCCAGGGUAAGGGGGGAACAACAAUCCAUGACUAAUAAAUAUUUAUUUCAGAGAA